AUGUCAAACUCGCUCCCUUCCUUUGUAGAAUUGAUGGCCUCGCUGGGCUUGGAACAGAAACAGUCUGUCGACAAUGACUCAACACCCUCCCCUCCUCUCUCUCCAAAACUAGACUCGGACCGCACGCCCUCUUCGCCCGUCAAGGCAAAGUCUAGUCCUUCUCUCAGGGAUAUGGCUUCUCGUCAGAAGACCACCCGCUACUCUCCUUAUUCCCCAACCCAGCCUACAAGACGUCGAGGAAGCUUAUCCUCAGUGUCCUCGGCUUCGUCAGGGGAUCUUUCACCGACGCGCGAGACGUUCAUCGCUCGUCCGCGAUCUCCACGCUCCCGUCGCCACCGCAAUCCUCUUGGUCUGCACCUCUAUGGCGGCUCUGAAAGCGAUCUGCAGGCCAACAUGCCCAUUUCAACCUACGUCCGUCGCAAGACCCCCGCGACUACCCCGACAUCUCCCAGCUUCCCCCGCGACUCUGGCAGCGAUCCCGCUUCCGACAUACCUAUGCCACUCACGAUACCUGUCCUUCCCAGCGCCCUCCUCCCCAACUCUGCAAAUUCCGAGUCAUUCCCUUUGACGCCAAACGAUUCAGAUACUUCCUUCACUGAACUCGUCUCAUCACAGCCAAGGGAGAUCAAACCAUACGUCUGGGACUUCCCUUCGGAGUCAAGGCACUCGGUCUCCUUGCCUUACUUCACUGGGGUUCGAAUCUCGAACGCCUCUCGCUGCUCACUAAACGAGCAGCACCUCCGCCGGGCAGCAAUUGCCUAA
This is a messenger RNA of Coprinopsis cinerea okayama7#130, 762 nucleotides long. RefSeq lists its product as hypothetical. The transcript has 3 exons. The coding region runs from base 1 to 762 and encodes 253 amino acids. Lineage: Eukaryota; Fungi; Basidiomycota; Agaricomycetes; Agaricales; Psathyrellaceae. The record is from RefSeq and is a predicted model, not a curated record.